This is a messenger RNA of Camponotus floridanus (Florida carpenter ant), 676 nucleotides long. Its product is annotated as protein FAM136A-like. The record is from RefSeq and is a predicted model, not a curated record. The coding region runs from base 86 to 511 and encodes 141 amino acids. Gene Ontology annotation, cellular component: cytoplasm. NCBI's taxonomy places the organism in Eukaryota, Metazoa, Arthropoda, Insecta, Hymenoptera, Formicidae. The transcript is spliced from 3 exons.
UUGAAUUCUGAUUCUGGUAUUCUAUUUCACACGUGCUUUACGUAUUUUGUAUAUUUUACACAAAUAAUUUUAUAAUAAAACAAAAAUGGAAGAACAAAAAAAAAGAGUAGAAGAUAAUAUGACGAAAAUAGUUGAGGAAAUUGAUAAAACUUAUUUACGAAAAAUGCAGAGAGAUAUGCACAAGUGUGCUGCACAAUGUUGUGAAAAUGAAACAUAUAGCAUACAAAAAGUUCAUAACUGUGUAGAGAAUUGUAGUUCUUCUUUAAAUAAAGCGCAACAAUAUGUUCAAGGAGAGUUUGAAAGAGUACAGAAUCGUUUGCAAAGAUGUAUAAUGGAAUGCAAUGAUAAUAUAAAAGACAAAGUGGGACCAAAUCCUACACAAAUUGAAAUGGAUAAAUAUAGUGAAGAGUUUGAAAAAUGUGCCAUUACGUGUGUGGACUCUUAUUGCAAAUUAUUACCCUCCUUAGAAAAGACUAUGAAGAAGGUGCUCAGUAAAAACGAGUUCGUUUAGUUUGUAAUUGAAAAAUAUAUAUUUCAUACAUUAUCUUAUUUCAUGUUUAACAUUCUUAAUUAAUAAUGUGUUUAUGUCUAGCAACAUAAGAAAACAUUUGUUUUUUAGAAAAUAAUUGUGUGUGCGUGCAAUAACUUUUAAAUUUACUAUUCCACACACACACAC